GAAGAAGACAUCACAUCACUGAGAGGAACGAUGAAGGAAACAUCUCUGCAAUGUCUGCUCAUUCUGAUCUCACUGCUGAGCUGCACAACACACCAAGCUCGUCUGACUGUGAGUCCCAGCAGCUCUCAGUUCUUUGAAGGAGACUUUGUGUCUCUAAGCUGUGAGGAGGACGACAGCUCUGCUGGAUGGACUCUGAGGAGAAACACAAGCAGACGACAGAGGACUCAGUGUGGAGAUGGGUGGGGAAGAUGGUCUGGUUCUUCCUGUAACAUCAUUGUUCUCCCUCAGGACAGUGGAGUUUACUGGUGUGAGUCCAGAGAGGGUCCCAUCAGUAACAUGGUUAACCUGACAGUCACUGGUGGAUCAGUGAUCCUGCAGAGUCCUGUCCUCCCUGUGAUGGAGGGAGAUGACGUCACUCUGCUCUGUAAAACAGAGACCACUCCCUCCAACCUCCCAGCUGCUUUCUAUAAAGAUGGCUCCCUCAUCAGGAAGCAGCCUACAGGUCACAUGACCAUCCAGCAUGUUUCCAGGUCUGAUGAAGGCCUCUACAAGUGUGACAUCAGCGGUCAUGGAGAGUCUCCAUCCAGCUGGAUCACUGUCACAGGGGAGGAGUUGGAGAGGAUGACAUCACGUACAGCAAAGGCUCAAGUCAUCAACAACAGCCAAUCAGAGGAAGCAGAGACUUUAAAGCAGAGCCAGACGUCGUCUACUCCUCACUGAAGUAGUCCACCAGUCCAACCACUGACGUCCACCUGCUGGUCUCUAACUGGUCCACACAGCCACACAAUGUUGAUUUGCAUA
This is a messenger RNA of Pelmatolapia mariae (spotted tilapia), 801 nucleotides long. RefSeq names its product Fc receptor-like B. Bases 31 to 720 code for a protein of 229 amino acids. Gene Ontology annotation, cellular component: plasma membrane. The record is from RefSeq and is a predicted model, not a curated record. Gene Ontology annotation, molecular function: transmembrane signaling receptor activity. Gene Ontology annotation, biological process: cell surface receptor signaling pathway. Lineage: Eukaryota; Metazoa; Chordata; Actinopteri; Cichliformes; Cichlidae. The transcript is spliced from 6 exons.